AUGCUGCAAGACGGCUCCCAAACCUUCCAAGCAGUGCACCCUAUCACCAAGGACAGCAUUGACUCUCCUCACCCCUCCACUCCAGGAAAACCCGUCUUUAUCGACGUUCAAUUCGACCCCGUCUCCCACAAGCCAAUUGUACUCUGGGGUGACGUUGUCCAGGCCUUCGAGGAUGCGCUGCAUAUCCGAUACAACUCACGAGUUGUCCCUUUUCUGAAGGGAGCUGACCUAAACCCACUGGUGCCGCAUCGAAUUGCCGCCAUGCCGGAGGUGGUACUGGACAUUGUUGUGCGAGGUAACCCCGUACGCACCGAGACUGCCUCACCACAGGAGAAAGUCCCAGGGACAUCACCUAUGUCAUAUCAGGAGCAGACGGGAAAAACAGACAACAGCAUCAUCAACACCACCUCGGUCAUCCGACGAAACCCAGUCUAUGGUCUUGAAAACGCUGCAAUGGAGAACUACACCCACAUCGACAGACCCCCUACUGUAUCUCCAUCAGCCAGAGCACCGCAAUCGCUCUCAACUACCACAACGCUCACCAGUGAUGUCACCCCCCAGCCCCAACCUAUGGGGAACAUUAUUCCCUCACGUGCACCACAAGGAACGUCAGCUACUGCUGGCACCGAUGAUCUCACUCAAAUCAUGUUCAGCGCCGGUCAAGGAGGUGCAAAGGCCCAAGUUUCUCUUGGUGACAUGUACAAAGAUGGCCGGAAAGUCCAUCAGGACUACCAGGCGGCCAUGGACUGGUACAGCAAAGCGGCCGAGCAAGGGGAUGCUGAUGGCCAGCGCCAAGUAGGUUACUUCUAUCAUGUUGGCCUUGGUGUUUCAAAGGACUACAUCAAGGCAAUGGAGUGGUAUCACAAGGCUUCCGACCAAGGAAACGCAAUAGCUCAGUGCAAUAUCGGUGUUCUCUACUACAGGGGCUCCGGCGUCCCUCAAGAUUUUUCCAAAGCGAUGGACUGGUAUCUAAAGUCUGCCGAUCAAGGCUAUGCGCCCGCUCAACACAACAUCGGUAUUCUCUAUUAUAAAGGUGACGGCGUCCCUCAAGACUACUACCAAGCCAUGGAGUGGUUCAUCAAAGCUGCCAACAAAGGAUACGCAGCUGCUCAGGACUAUACCGGGAUCCUGUAUCACAACGGCGAAGGUGUCACUAAAGACAUUAACAAAGCAAUCGAGUGGUACAAAAAAGCUGCCCGUCAAGGUGAUGCAAAAGCAAAGGGUCGUCUCGAUAGAUUAAAGCAGCGAGGUCAUACAAUCGAGUAA
Linnemannia hyalina is the source of this 1266-nucleotide messenger RNA. NCBI's taxonomy places the organism in Eukaryota, Fungi, Mortierellomycota, Mortierellomycetes, Mortierellales, Mortierellaceae. The record is from the annotation of a GenBank genome assembly.